AUGGCGAUGGAUAUGGGCUUCUUGCCCACGAUCAAAUGCUCCAACUGCGGCUGCAAUGUCGAGAUCUCGGCCAUGGGCGACCAUGUUUGCUCCGCCAUCGAGCACGGUAAGUCCCCCCGUUGCGCCGAUUCCAUCCCCUCCCCCUCCGCGGGGCUCGAGGAUCCAGACCGAUUGACAACCGCCAUGGCCACAAAGCCAGGGCGAGGCGUGCCCCCGCGCAUCGAUCCUUCUGUCGCAAACAAUGCAUUUCUGCAACCCACUAUGCCCACGCCGGCGAGCAGCGUGGGAUCGCAUAUGCCGUCGCCUUUAUCAGUGUCUUCGGCGCCUCGGUCUCCGCUGCAACCUUCGCCGCGCCAAACAUCCCCUGAUGACGACUCGGUUCUCAAUCUGGACUCGGUCUUCUCCUUCCCCAUGCCUGGUAACCGGUCACCAACCCGCGUGGGAACCCCGAGACUAUCUCCUGAGGCGGCCGCGCGCUCCGCCGCGCCCACGCCCUCCCCGCGAUAUGGACUGGGACUGGACUUGGUCCCGGAGAAUGUGCAGCUCCCUCCCAGCCCGCUGCCACCGACGCCAGAGCCGACAGAGACCAAUCACCAGCGCAAUGAGUCUAUGGCCAGUCAAAGUAGUUACCGCACAUCGCUGGCCAGUACCCGCUAUGGAAGCUCCACGGCGAGAUCCUCGGCCAACAGCUUCUCACGCGGUUUCCACAAGUAUAUGGACGAGACGCCGCCGCUGCCACCCGCGCCACUCAAGACUCCCAACAAAUCCUCCUUUUCUCAGGAUUCACACAUGUCGCUCAGUUCAUCGUACCAGAGUGACAGAGCGGAAUCGUUUGGUGGAUUUGAUUUUGGAAUCCCGACCAACCCGAACCGCAGCGGCCUACACGAUCUCCCGGAGGAGCGUUCCCUGGAUGAAAGAAAGGCCAGCCCAGACCAAGAUUUCCCAUCGCCUUCGCAGAAUCGUCUCCACCCGGCCGCAGCAGCCGUAGAACCAGCGACGGAAGCGGUACGCAAAAACUCCGAUGCCUCGAGUCACAGUGCCUUGUCGGUCACUAGCUUUGCGCGUGCCCUCGGACUAGAGCAUCAGAUGCAGAAGCCCGAGAGCUCGGUAUCUUCCGAAUCCUCCCCAUCGGAAGUCAACAGUGGGAGCUCCAUGUCUAGUCUCCCAUCCGACACCAGCCUCAACAAAUUCAAAGCCAACGAUCCCCUGAAUCUCGGACCCCUGGUGGAAGAAUUGCCUCCACGUACGCGUCAAACCAUCUUGGAACUGCCGGGCCGUAUACGAAACGAAAUGGAUGAAGUGCCUCCGAUCCCUGCGGCCUUCUUCAGCCCCGACUCGCCCACCGACCCGGCAAUCAACCAAGGCAACCUGUCUUUGAUCGCCGAGAAGAAAGAGACCCCCGGAUCUCCUCAGCCGCCAUCAUCCGAACCUCCAUCCCCUCGGCGAUCCAUACAGCGAGCCGCCACGACCCCAAUUCCUCGUCCACCGACUCGGUCAGCGACCCGGUCCAAGGGCAAAUGCAAGGGAUGUGGCGAAGAGAUUACCGGCAAGUCUAUCUCGUCAUCCGAUGGCCGACUGACUGGGCGAUACCACCGUGGUUGUUUCGUAUGCUUUGAGUGUUCGUCUCCCUUCCAGACUGCCGAUUUCUACGUCCUCAACAACAAACCGUACUGCGCGCAGCAUUAUCAUGAGCGCAAUGGUUCCCUUUGCUCUACUUGCCACAACGGUAUCGAAGGCGAGUAUUUGGAGACUGUCGCGCACAAUGGUGGCCGUCCGGACCGCCGACGAUUCCAUAUCGAUUGCCUGCAAUGCAGAACUUGCCAUGUUCUGCUGAAGGGAGAUUAUUUUGAGUGGAAUGGCGGAGUCUACUGUGAACGAGACGCACAGCGGGCUGCCAAUGCAUAUUACCGGCCACUACCGGGGCCUGCGGGGCCUCCUGGUCGACGACGGCCCACCGUCGGCGCAUCCCCCCUUUCCCAAAUACAGACUCGUGGCUAUCCUCCUCCCCCGGCCGGAUAUCGGCCACCACCCUCCCCCGCACCCUCCCAAGGCGGACUUCGUCCUGGCCCACGCUUCCCGUCGGGUGGCGCCAGACGAUUCCCUGAGCGACGAACGACCAAACUCAUGAUGAUCUGA
This is a messenger RNA of Penicillium argentinense, 2136 nucleotides long. Its product is annotated as LIM domain-containing protein. The record is from RefSeq and is a predicted model, not a curated record. NCBI's taxonomy places the organism in Eukaryota, Fungi, Ascomycota, Eurotiomycetes, Eurotiales, Aspergillaceae. The transcript has 3 exons. Bases 1 to 2136 code for a protein of 711 amino acids.